Molecule: messenger RNA, 1998 nt
Organism: Lichtheimia ornata
Lineage: Eukaryota; Fungi; Mucoromycota; Mucoromycetes; Mucorales; Lichtheimiaceae
Exons: 2
Coding region: 1-1998 (665 amino acids)
Source: RefSeq, a predicted model, not a curated record
AUGGUCUUGUUUCCCAGCCAACCAGCAAUGGCAGAUUCGAUUUGGAAGGAUUUAUGCAUACAGCCCACUCCCAAAGUCUUUUCUGAAAAAUACGCAAAACCUGUACAGGAAUCAACAGUACAACUCCAUCAAUCCCUUGGACCCAUCUUGUCAGCUUUGAAUCGACGCGCCAUUGGGUUGUCAAAGAGCGCCAACUUUGAAUCAGCUCUUUGUGAUGCCAAAGUUAUGCAAUACCUGUCGCCUUCUUCAGCACUUGGUUAUCUACGUGAAGCCGACAUUUACAGUGAACAAGGGCAACAAAUUCGAGUCAUUGAUGUAUGCAGCAAGGGCCUGAGAAUGGCUGACACCAUGGAUGAGCAUUAUGAUGAUUUGAAACGGGCCAAAAUGGAUGCUGAGGAACGCCAAAACACGCGUAUCGACUUUGUGAGCCAAUUGCCUGUCGACAUUGUGGUUACGAAGCUCAUUCCCAUGUUGAUGGAUGAUUCAGCUAUCAGUUCAAACAACCCCAAUCCUUAUUUGCAUGUGUCCAAUGUAUGGCGAGAUCGUAUUAUUCAAUGCUUCGAUGGAUUACGCUUUUCUGUUGGAUCUGAUGGAAACCACGAUGAGGACGCUCUAUUACAAGUCAUUCAAUUUGCUCAACAUACCAAAGCAUUGUACAUCAAUCGACACCACCAUGCAACAUGGCUAGAUGAUUUACUGCGAUAUCAUGACUUUUGCUCGCUACGACAAUUAUUCAUUGAACAGUACAUGAGUGAUCACGUUUCCCACUUUGUAUGGGCGCUGAAAUCAAUUAGCGAGACCUUGGCGCAUUUAAGCAUCGAAAUGGGAAGCGGACUCCGGUUAUCCAUAGCCAAGAUAGUGUUGACUUGCCCCAACUUGGUGUCCCUCAAUCUUCCUCAAUCACGUGUUGCCGAUCUCAGCUCUCUUCCUAUGACGACAUGGCCUAAUUUGAAGAGGUUAUCCAUUCACAGAGCACAAGAGCCUAUUACAUGCGACCAGGUCAUAGGAAUUUGGAGACGUUUCCCAUCACUCAAUGACCUUCAACUUCAACCAUGCUCCGAUAUGCAAUCAGCACUCAUUGUUUCCGAUUACCUUCCAUCCAUCAACGACCUGGAGAUUCAUCUAUCUGAUAUGGGCACUGGUAUCAUUUUUUCCGAUCAAGCACCCCCAAGUGACACACCUGGGAUUACGAAUAUUUCAAUUCAGAGCUUUACAAAUGAUACUUUUGUGGAGAUCGUCCCGAUAUUAAAGCAGCAUCGGAAGACACUUGAGGACCUUGAAUGGUACAUGAGUCAUGAGAGCGACAACGGGGAUGUUGAUGACAUUCAAUACCCACGCCUAAAGAAGCUUAUGCUCGAGAGAUCUGGAUGGUGGAUACCACGCAACGCACUCUUACUCGAGGAAUUGACAAUGACGUGGGACGCAAUCAGCCGUCAUCCUGCUGUACUCCAUAUGAUACCACCCAAUUUGAAAAAACUAGAGUUUAGACUGGACGUGGGAGCCGACGAUGUCGACACGCCAACUCUCAAACGAUACCUCCAUCGCGUUGCUCGCUAUACACAUUUACAAGAACUCAUUGUGAAUUCCUAUACCAUGGACAACAUUGUCAAAAUGGCUGAUGUCAUCUGCUGUCUUGACCAGCUUCGGCGAUUGAUGAUCAGAGUGGGUGCACCUUGUGAUUCGAGUCAAAUGAAUCGAUUUGUGGAACGGCUUGGAAGAGGAUGCCCCAAUUUAACCUGCCUUGAGAUCAAUUGCAAAGAUGGACUAUCCACCCAUUCAAUCAAUGCUUUGAAACAACUUGAGAAUUUAAAGCAGUGCUCAUUUUCAAUCGAUGGCACCCAUGGCGAUGGCAUUUGGGAAGCACUUGAAACGUUUACACAGCUCAAAUGGAUUCGUAUUUACCCCGCAAUCCCAUCCAAUCUUGCCGGUAUUAGGCGUCUCAAAGAAAAAAGACCUGACAUGACGACCUUUCUUGACAAAACAUUCAGGUGCUUCUGA